AUGGGGGCUGGCUGCACUGAGGAGUUAGUAAAUGUAAAAAUACUGCCGGACAUUAAUAAAUAUUUUCAGGUUGGAGCAAGCAUGAGUAGCGAGGAAAGAGUCCAAGUAUUGUUGUUUCUAGUUCAAAACAUAGAUGUUUUCGCUUGGAAUCCUUAUGAAGUUCCUGGGGUUAAUCCCGGGUUUAUUGUCCACAAACUUAAUGUAGACCCCUCAUAUCCCCCAAAGAAGCAAAAGCCGAGAAGGUCGACCAAAGACCAUAUUGAGGCAGUAAGACAGGAGGUAGAGAAGCUGAAGGAGGCAGAAGCAAUAAAGGAGACCUUUUUCCCGGAAUGGCUGGCGAAUACCGUGGUUGUCUGGAAGAAGAACGGCAAAUGGAGGCUUUUGAAGAAGUGGAAGAGGUUUCGAUGGGAUGAUGAACGUGAAAAGGCUUUCCAAAACCUUAAGGAGUACUUAGUGCGAGCACCGAUGUUGAGUGCACCAGAGCCCGGAGAGGAAUUGUUCAUGUACCUCUCGGUAUCUGAACAUGCUGUAAGUGUUGUGCUUUUAAAGGACCAAGGAGUACAACAGCCCGUGUAUUAUAUCAGCAAGACUCAAGUUGAUGCUGAGACCAGAUAUUUGCCCUUAGAGAAAUUGGUGUUGGCCCUAGUGCAUGCUACCAGGAAAUUGCCUCAAUACUUCCAGGCUCAUACCAGGACAUGGCUCGGGGCAUUCGAUGUGAGGUAUAAGCCGAGAAGUGCAGUAAAGGGGCAGGUAUUAGCUGAUUUUGUAGCAGAAUUCUCUCCUAAAGGGGAGAUGGUCUGUCAGUUGGAGCACCGCCCGUGGAAGGUACAUGUGGAUGGGGCUUCCAACACUAAAGGGGCUGGAGCCGGGAUAGUCAUAAUCACCCCGGAAGGAAUUCUCUUGGAGCAUUCAUUCAGGUUGGGGUUUAAUGCCUUCAACAAUGAGGCAGAGUAUGAAGCUUUGCUUGCCAGACUGAGGGUAGUCUCACGGUUGGAAGCCCGGGAUGUAGAGGUUUAUUCGGAUUCAAGGCUCAUAGUCAAUCAGGUGCAGGGGAGUUUUGAGGCUCGAGAUCCUCGGAUGAAAGCAUAUUUAGACUUGGUGAAGCAGGUCAUGGACGACUUUUGUACGGUGAAGGUGAUUCAAGUGGCCCGAGCACAAAACAGACAUGCCGACUCUCUCGCCACUCUGGCAUCGUCAAUUGCCAAGGAUAUUCUCCGGCUUAUCAGAGUGGAACUCGUCCCCGAGCCCAGCAUUAAGGUGGCAGGAAAUGAGCGGGCUGCGAAAGUCGAAGUCACAGCAGUCGCAACACUUAGACCGAGCUGGAUGGACCCCAUCAUAGAUUUCUUAGCCGAUGACCAAUUUCAGACAAUGAGAAGGAGGCCAACAAGGUCUGCAGGGUGGCUGCCCGGUAUUGGUUGUCCGGAGACUGGAAACUCUAUCGUAGGUCAUUUGGAGGGUCAUAUCUUUCAUGCUUACACCUAG
Molecule: messenger RNA, 1482 nt
Organism: Quercus lobata
Lineage: Eukaryota; Viridiplantae; Streptophyta; Magnoliopsida; Fagales; Fagaceae
Exons: 3
Coding region: 1-1482 (493 amino acids)
Molecular function (GO): RNA-DNA hybrid ribonuclease activity; nucleic acid binding
Source: RefSeq, a predicted model, not a curated record